Messenger RNA from Acipenser ruthenus (sterlet), 1263 nucleotides. RefSeq names its product eukaryotic translation initiation factor 5A-1-like. The coding region runs from base 309 to 776 and encodes 155 amino acids. NCBI's taxonomy places the organism in Eukaryota, Metazoa, Chordata, Actinopteri, Acipenseriformes, Acipenseridae. The transcript is spliced from 7 exons. Gene Ontology annotation, molecular function: ribosome binding; translation elongation factor activity; RNA binding. Gene Ontology annotation, biological process: positive regulation of translational elongation; positive regulation of translational termination. The record is from RefSeq and is a predicted model, not a curated record.
GCCUGUGUGUUAACGAGCGCCAGAGUUUCUGUGAAGCCGCCGCCGCCGCCUCACCCUGGACUUGACUGGGCAAGCAGCCGCAAGACACCGCCGCAUAGGAACAGCAGGAGGGGCAGCUUCGAAGAAGAACACGCCGCAGCAGCGAGGAGAGCAAGCUUAGGUGGGGGGAGGAGAGACAAGCAGAGACAGACGAGCGCUCAAUCACAACAAAAAAAAGGAAAGAAAGACAGCGGCAGGGCUUUACGGACGGGAAUCAAGUUGGUCUGGUUCCUGUGAUAGCAGUGCUGUGGUAGACGCAGAGAGGAGUGAUGGCGGACGCGGAUUUGGAUUUCCAGACGGGCGAUGCUGGCGCCUCGUCCACCUUCCCCAUGCAGUGCUCCGCCCUGCGCAAGAACGGCUUUGUGGUGCUCAAGGGCCGGCCCUGCAAGAUCGUGGAGAUGAGCACCUCCAAGACAGGCAAGCACGGCCAUGCCAAGGUCCACAUGGUCGGGAUCGACAUCUUCAGUGGAAAGAAGCACGAAGACAUCUGCCCUUCAACUCACAACAUGGACGUGCCGAACAUCAAGAGGAACGACUACCAGCUGAUCGGGAUCCAGGACGGAUACCUCUCUCUGCUCCAGGACAGCGGGGAGGUGCGGGAGGACCUGAGGCUGCCCGAGGGAGAGCUGGGCAAGGAGAUGGAGAGCAAGUACGAGGCAGGGGAGGAGAUCCUGAUCACUGUUCUGUCCGCUAUGAACGAGGAGUGCGCCGUCGCUAUCAAAGCCAUGACUAAAUAAACAGCACAGGAGCUGGACGGAGAAGCGCUGGAUCUCAAUGCGAACAGAAGACAACAGCAAGGCUACGGUUAUCAUUUUCUCGCGAGUUGUCUUUACGUUCGAACCCUGUGGGAUGAAAUAAUAAAAAUAAAGAAAUAAAAAAAAAAUUGGCACCUCUCCCAAAGCCACAACCCAUUGUAUCAAGAAGCUUAUGAAACCGAGUCCCUGUGUCGGCCAUUUUGGAUCUUCCUGCUGUGUAGUUAACACACAACGCCGUCUCUGUGUUAGAGCCACAAUGGCUCCAGUUUCCUAACCUCCUGUACUCUACCAACCUCAAAGAAAACAGAAAAGUCGAUUUUGCCUGCUUUAAAAUCCUUUUUUUAACCAGCGAUGCCAGGUGUUGCAAUGAAGCAGAACACACACACAUAUACACACAGCUCUGGCCAAAAGUUUUGCAUCACCUAGAAUUAUAGGACUGAGACAUAAUAAAAUAAUAAUAAUAAUAAUA